Messenger RNA from Rangifer tarandus platyrhynchus (Svalbard reindeer), 1338 nucleotides. NCBI's taxonomy places the organism in Eukaryota, Metazoa, Chordata, Mammalia, Artiodactyla, Cervidae. The record is from the annotation of a GenBank genome assembly.
AUGGGGGAGUCUAUCCCGCUGGCCGCCCCGGUCCCGGUGGAACAGGCGGUGCUGGAGACGUUCUUCUCUCAUCUGGGUAUCUUCUCUUACGACAAGGCCAAGGACAAUGUGGAGAAGGAACGAGAGGCCAACAAGAGCGCGGGGGGCAGCUGGCUGUCGCUGCUGGCGGCAUUGGCCCACCUGGCCGCGGCCGAGAAGGUCUAUCACAGCCUCACCUACUUGGGGCAGAAACUAGGGGGCCAGUCUUUCUUCAGCAGGAAGGAUUCCAUUCGCACCAUCUAUACGUCCCUGCACAACGAGCUGAAGAAGGUGGUGACCGGCCGCGGUGCCUUCGGGGGGACCGCGCCCCACGUGGAGGAGCUCCUUUCGCACCUGUCAGAGCAGCUCUGCUUCUUUGUCCAGGCUCGCACAGAGAUCGCAGACUUCUAUGAAAAGAUGUAUACUCUGAGCACACAGAAGUUCAUCAGUGCCGAAGAGCUCGUUGGCCUUUUGGACACCAUCCUCAAGAAGUACAGCUCCAGGUUUCACCACCCCAUCCUCAGUCCCCUGCAGAGCAGUUUCCAGCUGGAGGCCGACGUCCUGAGCCACCUCCUGAAGGCCCAGGUUCAGGUCUCCGAGUGGAAGUUCCUCCCCUCCUUGGUGAAUUUGCACAGCGCUCACACCAAGCUGCAGACUUGGGGCCAGAUCUUUGAAAAGCAGCGGGAGACCAAGAAACAUCUGUUUGGAGGGCAGUCUCAGAAGGCCGUUCAGCCCCCACACCUUUUCCUUUGGCUGAUGAAACUCAAAAACAUGCUCCUUGCCAAAUUUAGCUUCUAUUUUCACGAGGCCCUGAGCCGACAAACGACUGCUUCAGAAAUGAAAGCGCUGACUGCAAAAGCCAGCCCCGACCUCUUUGGAAAGAUCUCCAGCUUCAUCAGGAAAUACGACGCUGCCAACGUGUCCUUAAUCUUCGACAACCGAGGUUCUGAGAGCUUUCAGGGUCACGGCUAUCACCACCCCCAUUCCUACAGAGAGGCCCCCAAGGGUGUGGAUCAAUAUCCGGCUGUGGUGUCUCUGCCCAGCGACCGGCCUGUCAUGCACUGGCCCAAUGUCAUCAUGAUCAUGACGGACCGCACAGCCGACCUGAACAGCUUGGAGAAAGUGGUCCACUUCUAUGAUGACAAAGUUCAGAGCACCUACUUCCUCACCCGCCCAGAACCUCACUUUACCAUUGUCGUCAUUUUUGAGUCAAAGAAAUCGGAGAGAGACUCCCACUUUAUUUCUUUCCUUAGUGAGAUCUCACUUGCCCUUAAGAACCCCAAGGUCUUUGCAAGUCUAAAACCUGGAUCCAAAGGUUAG